Prorocentrum cordatum is the source of this 765-nucleotide messenger RNA. Lineage: Eukaryota; Dinophyceae; Prorocentrales; Prorocentraceae. The record is from the annotation of a GenBank genome assembly.
AUGUCGAGGAAGCCACUUUCGGACCUGCCACCCAAUCUGACGCUGUACGUGAACAACCUCAACGACAAGAUCAAUGUGGAAACUGUCAAGAAGUCGCUGCGCGAAGUCUUCGCAGCAUUUGGUGGCAUCACCGACAUCGUCGCGAUGAAGUCGCUGAAGCGCCGUGGACAGGCUUGGAUCAUCUUCAAAGAGGUGUCGGCGGCCACCAACGCGCUCAAGUCUCUGCAGGGCUUCCCCUUCUACAACAAGCCGAUGCGCAUCAACUACGCCAAGACCAAGUCCGACGCCGUAGCCAAGGCUGAUGGCACAUACGUGGAGCGGCCAAAAAAGAUCGUGAAGCGCGAGGACCUGCGAAAGGGCAAGACCGCCACCCCGGCCCCCGCAGCGUCCGCCGCCCCCGCUGCCGCGAAGCCAGCAGAGGCCUCGAAGCCCACGCCCUCGCAGAAGAGCAUCCAGGACCGCAUCGGCUGGAAUCCGCAGCAGACGGUGACUGCGCCCAAGGCGGUGGCGGCAAAACCCACAGGUGUGACGGAACCAAACAAGACGUUGUUCGUGGAGAAUUUGCCUUCCGAAGCAACGGACACCAUGCUGUCGAUGCUCUUCAGGCAGUACCCUGGCUUCCAGGAGGUGCGCCUCAUACCCGGGCGGAACGUUGCGUUCGUGGACUACCAGAACGAAUACCAGGCUGGCAUGGCCAUGCAGGGUCUGCAGGGCUUCGCGAUGACUCCAGAGGUCAAGCUGAGCCUCAGCUACGCGAGGAAGUGA